AUGAAAAGGAAACAACGAACAAUGUUUUCACCUCUGGAAGUCUGGGAACUGGAGAGAGUGUUUGCACAGAGACGAUAUUUAAUGCCGGAAGACGAAGACGAAUUGGUACAAAAACUUGGAGUCACUGCAAGGAACGUACGGGUAAGAUUUAUUUACUUAAGUUUUUGGAUACGGUAUUAAAGGCUUUUGCUUUAUGCCGUUUAAUCUCUUUGCCGAAAAGAUUUAGUAACAUUUAUUUAUGUACGUAUACGGCUGUUUCGGAGAAGGUUGUCAAGAAAAAAAGCAUAAAAGUACAGACAAAAACCCCGAAAGGCAUUGAGGGCAGUUCUUAGGUCACAGUUGCUUGAGCUCUGGGUUUCAGGAAAUCUCAGAUAACGUCACUGUAAGGACAAGGCUUUGCCGGUUUGACGAGUUUAAUUAUUUAUUUCGGUUAUUCAAAUUCAUUGAAUACCAGAUACCCAGAUAACUUUUCGAGAUUGUGACAUGUACUUCCGUCUUUUUUUUUUUCGACAGCCUCUCUCGAAACAGUUGUAUGUCUAUAAAUAUCUUGCCGAAGCACUUGGUUCCUUUUUAUCGUUUUUGCACAUUAUUCAACUUACAUUAACGAAAACCAAUAAGAAGCCUUCCCUCCAGCCGCAUGACACAAGUUGUUAACGAUUAUUUACCUUAAUAUUUUCAGUUCUAGUUCCAAAAUCGUCAGGCCAAGUUACGGAAACAAGCAAAAGCCUCAGUUGAUGUCCAUCGAACCAGCCCAUGA
Pocillopora meandrina is the source of this 757-nucleotide messenger RNA. NCBI's taxonomy places the organism in Eukaryota, Metazoa, Cnidaria, Anthozoa, Scleractinia, Pocilloporidae. The record is from the annotation of a GenBank genome assembly.